AUGGAUUUUGAGGAAACUUUUGCUCCUUUUGCAAAAAUGACUACUAUUCAUACUCUUAUUGUAGUAGCAACUUUUCGUCAAUGGAAUAUAUCUCAUAUGGAUUUUAAGAAUGCUUUCUUGAAUGGUGAUUUACAUGAACAAUUCGAUAUGGUUCCUCCUUCAGAUGUCCCUCACAAUAAUGGAGAAGUUUGUAAGCUUAAAAAAGCUCUUUAUGGCCGUAUUCUCCUUUUCUUAUAUAUUGAUGAUGUGAUCAUCACUGGUGAUGAUUUCGAUGGAAUUGCAUUGUUAAAGUCUCAAUUAGCUUCUCAGUUUGAGAUGAAGGAUUUGGGUCCUCUUCGGUAUCUUUGUGGUACUAUCUUUCAACGCUUUUUGUUUACCUCCACUUCUUCCUUGGAGCUGUGUGCAUACUCUGAAGCUGAUCAUGGUCGUGAUCCCAUAGAUCGAGAGUCUGUUACUGGUUUCUGCAUCUUUUUGGGUGAUUCUUUUAUCUAUUGGAAAAGUAAGAAACAAACAGUUGUCUCCCAAUCUUCCACUAAAGCAUAG
Humulus lupulus (European hop) is the source of this 543-nucleotide messenger RNA. RefSeq lists its product as uncharacterized. Lineage: Eukaryota; Viridiplantae; Streptophyta; Magnoliopsida; Rosales; Cannabaceae. Bases 1 to 543 code for a protein of 180 amino acids. The transcript has 3 exons. The record is from RefSeq and is a predicted model, not a curated record.